CGAUAGGUUGAGAGGGUCGCAUUAGAGACUUGGAUCAUAUCCCAUUUCCUCAACCUAGAGACUAAGAGGGUAGCCUCAGUUGCUUGUUAGACUUUCCUGCGGUUUAUAACACCCUAACCACACACGGUCGUUCAAUUCUUCACGUCGUAAUUGUUAGCUAGCGGGAGCAACACCCGGGUGAAGCCUUCUCAAUUAGUGUCACAUCCAUUUUAUCUUUGCAAAGUACUUUGGUUUUAGACCUUAGUUUUCACCAAAAACCAAUCCGCGAGAUAAUGUUUCAAACAGUUGAAGUAGUGGUACAUGGGUCGGGCCGGGUCGAUAUUUAAACAUACUUGCCCUAUAUUUCACCCAUCUAUGGUUCAUACUUGGGCCUUAGGUGGGGUUUUAUUGUGAUAGUCUUGUUUGAGGUCAGCUGUGAGUGGUUGAUUGGAUCAAACUUCAAUACCAAUUAUUGAGAGAGAGAGAGAGAGAGAUCUAAUCAGAGUCAUUCUUUGAUUAAUGAUCACUAUGAGUCAGACUCAAUAGAAUUUGAUCAAUCCUUCGGUUCGUUAUCUUGAAAAGUUUGUUUGGUGUUAAUCUAGCUUUUAAUUUAUGUUUUUGUUCAGUUGUGAAGUGUUUGUUUGUGCUAGACGUGUUGUGUUCUUUAAGUGUGUGUAGGGAGGUGCAUGACCUGGAGCAAUCGACGCCUUUAACACCACUGGACGAGGACAUCAAUCGGACUCUCCGACUUCUAGCUCGAGAUAGGGAGCAAGCGGAGGCAAGAAGGAGAAGUGAAGAAAGGGGACAACAAGUUGGUCCCGGAUUUGAAGGAAUUGAAGGAGAAGUUGAAGUUGAGAUGGUGGGAAAUCAACACCGAGGGCUAAUCCGCUUCCAAACCCAAAUGUGUAAGCGACAGCCGAGGAAAAGCCAAGAACUAUGGGAUAUUACAUGGCCCCACGGGCGGCGGAUAUCCAAUCUCCUAUCUUAUAUCCACCCGUGGCCGCCAACAACUUUGAGAUCAAGCCCUCUCUCGUGACGAUGAUUCAACAAAAUGCCUACUUCCACGGGCUUGCUCAUGAAUCACCACAGGAGCAUGUCCAAAGGUAUCUUGAGCUAGCGGGAAGCUUGAAGAUAAAUGGCGUCCCCGAGGAGGCAUUGCUAUUGAAGCUCUUCCCCUAUUCUUUGGCGGGGGAAGGCACUCUGAUGGCUCAACAACCAUCCGACUCUAUCCAUCAGCUCUUGGGACGACCUACUCAACAAGUUCAUGACCCGAUAUUGUCCUCCUUCCAAGACGGCCGAGUGGAGGAAAAAGAUCACUCACUUUGAGCAAGAGGAGAAUGAGACAUUUAGGAAUGCAUGGGAAAGAUUCUCCGACUACUUCCUCCAAUGCCCUCACCAGGGAUUCGAGGAGCAAUUUCAGAUAGAAACCUUCAAUGGAGGACUCAUUCAAGAUGCAAGAUCCUCAUUGAAUCUCUUUGCUAAGGGAGGUUGAUGAACAUGACCCCUCUUCAAGUGACCGAGUUGAUCGAAGAUAUGGCCCUUAAGGAAUAUGAUUGGGGCUUGACAAGAAGUGGGAAGAGAAGCACUAAUCGAGGAGUGCGAAGUGUGGGAGCGAGUGAUCCACGUGAAGUGAAGCUUGACAAGUUGAUCGAGGUGAUCCUUGAGGACAAGAAGCAAGAGAAGAGGGCGGUGAUGUCUUGUGAUUGGUGUUCAAGUACUAAUCAUGAAAAUGCAGAUUUCCAUGUGAUGAAGGAGACUAGUACCCUUGACGAUCAGGGGAGUUUCAUUGCCAUUGCUAGAGGGAAUAACCCUUAUAGCAAUGCAUACAACCCCGGGUUGAGUAAUCAUCCAAACUUCGCUUGGUCUUCUCCUACCAAUCCAAGACCUCCUGGUUUCCAAGGUCCAACGGGAAACAAUCAACCUCGGCCAACCUUCAUCCAACAAAGGCCUCAAUUCCAAAAUUCGAAAUUCCAACAACCAUACCAAGCACAAAGCGGUCAAGGGUUUCAAUGACUACAACAAGUCGAUAAGUUCCCUAAACUAGAAGACCUUGUGACCUCCUUUGUGAGUACAAGCUCUCAGAAGUUCGAGAAGAUUGAGCAAUUCAUGGAUGUGGCAACCUCCAAGUUUACCUCGGUUGAGGCGGGACUCCGGAGCCAUCAAGCAAGUCUCUAAAACUUGGAAGUGCAAAUUAGCAAUCUUGUCGGGAUCCUCACCGAGAGACCAAAGGGAGCCCUACCCUCUCAAACCAUUACCAACCCCAAGGAUCAUGUUGGGGUGAAUGCAAUCCAUUUGAGGAGCAGGAAGGUGACUCCGAAGGUUGUUUCCAAAGAAGUGAAUGAGAAAAAACUAAAAAGACCCUCAACCUGAGGGUGACGAAGAAGAAACAUCAGAAGAAAAGAGAGGAGUGGCGAGGAAGGCAUUGUCGAAGCCACCACCUGUGGCUGAAUACACGCCACCCCUACCUUUUCCCACGAGUAAGGGUGGAAAUCGGUACAGUAUCGGUAUCCCAAUACCAAAUACCGAAAUCCCGAAUACCGAAUUACACCCUAAAAUCAAUCCCAAUCCCUAAAUACUUCGGUAUCCCGAUCGAUACCUCGAUAUCGAAUACAUAAUUAAUUACCUU
This is a messenger RNA of Linum trigynum, 2605 nucleotides long. The record is from the annotation of a GenBank genome assembly. Lineage: Eukaryota; Viridiplantae; Streptophyta; Magnoliopsida; Malpighiales; Linaceae.